AUGCCCAGAGGAUUUCUGGUCAAACGGAACAAGAAGACCACCCCGGUGUCUUACCGGGUCCGUGCCGAGGAUGAAGAAGCGGAGCCCGCGCCCUGUGACGCUCCUCCAUCCUCCGCCGCGCCUCUCCUCUCCGUCCCUCUGCGCGCACAGACGCCGACGCCCUCCUGCGGGGCGGCGGCUCCGGAGCAGGAGAGCAAACCGGUGCAGUUCGGGAACCCGGAGCUGGUGUACCAGGCUCUGUACAGCCCCACCAGACCCGUCAGCCACGACCACGACCGGUCCUACCUGGAGAGACGCUUCAACCUGGGCUCUCCGGUCACCGCCGAGUCCUUCCCCGGAGUGGAGACAGCAGCUCUCACUUUGGACCAGCUCUUCGCCCCGGUGGAUCUGAAGAUCGGCACCAGCAGCAGCGGCACGUCCACCGCGACCCUCCCCACCGCCGGGACCAAACGAGCCUCCGGCGACAGCGAGCGUAAAGGAAAACCAGCAUCCAAGAAAACCAAAGCUAUCCGUAAACUGCACUUUGAGGACGACGUCACCACAUCUCCGGUCCUGGGUCUAAAAAUCAAAGAGGCCCCGGUGCAGCAGAAACCAGCUGGAGGAGAAAGCCAGCCUCUGGGGGAGUUCGUCUGCCAGCUGUGCCGGGAGGCAUACGCUGACCCGUUCGCUCUGGCCCAGCACAAGUGCUCCAGGAUCGUCCGGGUCGAGUACAGGUGUCCCGAGUGCGACAAGGUGUUCAGCUGCCCGGCCAACCUUGCCUCACAUCGGCGGUGGCACAAACCGAAGCAGCAGAGUUUGGAGAGCGAGAAGGCGGCCGGGUCCGGAAAGGCAGAGGAAGUGAAGGAUUCUAGUGACAGAGACACGCCCAGCCCAGGACCGUCCGAGUCCGGCUCAGAGGAGGGGCUGUACGAUUGUAACCACUGUGGGAAAAAGUUCAAACGCCAGGCAUACCUGCGGAAACACCUGGCGUCUCAGCACGGCUCCCCGAAGCCGGCGGAGGACGAGGACGCACUGGGCUGCGAGCAGAGCACGGCGCCACUCAACCUGAGCGCCUCCACCUGCCACCUGUGCCCGGUCUGCGGAGAGACCUUCUCCAACAGAGGCAGCCAGGAGCGCCACAUCCGCCUGCUGCACUCCUCACAGGUCUACCCCUGCAAAUACUGCCCCGCCGUCUUUUACAGCUCGCCAGGACUCACCAGACACAUCAACAAGUGCCACCCGUCCGAGAACCGGCAGGUGAUCCUGCUCCAGAUGCCGCUCCGCCCAGCCUGCUGAUCCGGGACGUUGUGCUGCUUUCACACUGUCAGAUAGGAAGGCCACAAAGUCCCGCCUUAAAUCAUGGAGGGUUUCAGAGUUACACUGCAAAAAUACCCGACUAACAGAGAUCCAGUCGGAAGACGUGGCCCCUAAAGUCAAAAAUACCCGACUAACAGAGAUCUGGUCUAGAAGAUGUGGCCCCUAAAGUCAAAAAUACCCGACUAACAGAGAUCCAGUCGGAAGACGUGGCCCCUAAAGUCAAAAAUACCCAACUAACAGAGAUCUGGUCUAGAAGACGUGGCCCCUAAAGUCAAAAAUACCCGACUAACAGAGAUCCAGUCGGAAGACGUGGCCCCUAAAAUCAAAAAUACCCGACUAACAGAGAUCUGGUCUAGAAGAUGUGGCCCCUAAAGUCAAAAAUACCCGACUAACAGAGAUCCAGUCGGAAGACGUGGCCCCUAAAGUCAAAAAUACCCGACUAACAGAGAUCUGGUCUAGAAGACGUGGCCCCUAAAGUCAAAAAUACCCAACUAACAGAGAUCUGGUCUAGAAGACGUGGCCCCUAAAGUCAAAAAUACCCGACUAACAGAGAUCUGGUCUAGAGGACGUGUUUCCUAAAGUCAAAAAUACCCAACUAACAGAGAUCCAGUCUGGAAGAUGUGGCCCCAAAAGUCAAACAUACCUGACUAACAGAGAUCCAGUCUGGAAGAUGUGGCCCCUAAAGUCAAACA
This is a messenger RNA of Cheilinus undulatus (humphead wrasse), 1988 nucleotides long. It is a transcript of the gene insm1a, whose product is annotated as insulinoma-associated 1a. The coding region runs from base 1 to 1275 and encodes 424 amino acids. The transcript has 2 exons. Lineage: Eukaryota; Metazoa; Chordata; Actinopteri; Labriformes; Labridae. Gene Ontology annotation, biological process: regulation of cell cycle process; negative regulation of transcription by RNA polymerase II; neuron differentiation. Gene Ontology annotation, cellular component: nucleus; transcription repressor complex. The record is from RefSeq and is a predicted model, not a curated record. Gene Ontology annotation, molecular function: DNA-binding transcription repressor activity, RNA polymerase II-specific; RNA polymerase II cis-regulatory region sequence-specific DNA binding.